GAAGGUGAACCUCCAUCACCGGGGAAUCACAACGCUCCGGGAGCCGUUCCGCGCGCGGCGGCCGGCGGGAGGCGCCGCGUCCUUUCGUAUCGCCGCGCCGCCAUCUUGACAGACGGUGGGCGAGUUUGCGCAGCUCGGUUCGCUCUCCUGGAGGAGAUGAUGGAACCAGAAGCGUAGUCCUCGCCUCGCCUCGCCUCGCCUCGCUCCGAAAUACCCGAUACCGGAGCCACGAUAAACCGUAAGGGCUGACGAACGUGGCGCGGCAGAGAAUAACGGAGGGUAAGGCAACCGAGAGCACCACCCUCGUCCCUCAGCGAGAGGGAUCUCGACCUUGCACGGCGACUGCUGCUACCCACGCGCAGGGGCGGCUGAGGUCUCCAGUAGCCUUGGGAAGUAUGAGGGAAAAGCGUUUAAGUCGUGCUCUGAAACACAGAAGGGCGUCCCUCGCCGCCCUGCUCGAAGCCUCGCCCGUUCCCAUGCCGGACCCGGCCACACUGCUGUAGACGAGACCUUCCCGGCGCGCUUGGAAACCCCUGAAAUACAGACUUCUUAUCAGCAAGCUGAUGACUCUUGUUUCACUUCCUAUGGAAUUCACAGGCUCGUGUUAAGAAUUCCUUACAUCAAAAUGCAUAUAGUUACAACUGAAGGCCAGAGACGUGCUGUAGCAGACACAGACUUCAUGUCAUGUUGGCCUCCUGUUUAAAAGAAGGAAGGCUGGCAGUUUUAAAGGGACAGCAAGAAAGUGAUGACCAAGUGCCAAGUACCAGCUGUCCUUAUUCACCAGAUUGAAGAAGAAUUGGAUAAAGAAGAAGAUGAGAUGAUGAUUUUCCUGUGCCGAGACCUUGCCCCUGACUUGGCUACUGCUGGCCUUAGAGAGCUUUUGCUGGCUUUGAAUGAAAGGGAUAAACUAUCUCUUCUUGGUUUGUCUGAGCUGUUGUACAGAGUUAAGAGGUUUGAUUUGCUGAGGAGGAUCUUGAAGACUGAGAAGACAACAGUGGAAGCUAACCUUAGCAGGAAUCCCAGACUUGUCCCUGAUUACAGAGUACUAAUGGUGGAGAUUAAUGAGAAUCUGGAAAAAGAAGAAGUGAGUUCUCUUGUUUUUCUACUCAGAGAUUUUGCUCCUCGAAUGAAAAUGUCAAAAGAUAAGAGUUUUCUACGUCUAGUUAUUGAACUGGAGAAACUGAAUUUGGUGGCUCCAAAUCAACUGGAUUUGAUAGAAAACUGUUUCCGAAAUAUUCACAGGAUAGACCUAAUUAAAAAGAUUGAGAAGUAUAAGCAAGAAGCUUUCAUGUCCUCCGUUCAUUCUCAGCCUGUAUAUGUAAAUGCCCUUCAGGCAUCUCUCCCUAAUCUCAGUCUGAUUGAUCCUCCUUACAAUUCAGGGUUUCAGAAUGUGAACAAAGAAAAAUCACAAAAUGGAGAACUAUUUCAAGAAGAACCAGUCCACAUGUCUAUUCAAGAAUCAGGACCAGCAUCACAUAAGGUGUACAGAAUGCAAAGUCAGCCUUUAGGAGUAUGCCUGAUUAUAGACUGUAUUGGUAAUGACGCAGAUGUGUUGGAAGAGACUUUCAGAGGCUUAGACUAUGAUGUUCGUUGUCACAAGCACUUAGAUAUGAUCACCAUGAAUGAAACAUUGCUUGAAGUUGCAAGGUUGAAGAUGCACAGGAGUUGUGACAGCUUCAUAUGCAUAUUAGUCAGCCGUGGAAAUGCUCAGAGCAUCUUCUGUACAGACCCCAUCUCCACUGGAUUCCCUUUGGAGCAAAUAAAGAAGUACUUUAUGGCAGAUUCAUGUCCUGAGCUCCGAGGAAAACCAAAGCUCUUCUUUAUUCAGAGUUACAUUGUGCCAGAAGAUGAACAAGAAUUUACUAGUCUGGAAAUAGAUGGAAAUGGAAAUAAGAAAAUUAUCUCUAAUGCAAAAAUGCCCUUGAAAGACACUAUUCCCCAAGUAGCAGAUGUUUUUUGGAGUCAGUGCAAGGUGGAUGUGUCUAUACUAGAAAAAUCUUCAAUACCGUCCUCGUAUUAUCUUCGUUGUCUGGCUGAGCUACUCCGCAAUCCUCAUAAAAGGAAACUCUCUAUAUUAGAUAUCCAUACGGAACUGAACAGAAGAGUCUAUGAAUGGAAUAAGACAACUGACCCAAACCAGCAAUACUCACUUCUGCUCCAGCACACACUGAGGAAAACACUUUUUCUUUCUCCCAGUUAACUGCUAUUGGAAAGGACAUGUCUGACGUAGCUGAGGAAUGCUUCCUCUGGCUCAGUUGCAACCACACUUUUACUUAGACUUUAUUACUGCACAUGUGCCUAUUGCUUCCAAACCCAGGUAUUUAGAAGCAUUUUAGGGUGUUUAGGCACUAUAGAUUUUAAUAUGAAAGACUGAAAGCCUGGAUGGUAACAGCGGCUGUUGUAUAGAACGGCAGCAGAUCUUACAAGCAAGUGCAACAGGUAAACAGUGGGGAAAGAAUUCUAAACUGUAUGGUUGUUGGAUUUUCCAGGGUUCUGUGUUUUUGUUGUUUGGUUGUUUGUAUUUUAGUGAUCUUGAUGUAAGUGCACUGAACUAGGCUUUUCUUUUGUUGCUUAAAAAAAAGACAAGCCAGCACAAAUCAUUGAAAUCUAAUGUGCAAACCAUUGAAAUUCACUAAGUAAUUUCUUAUCACUUAAAACAUGUCAGGAGAAAUGCUUACUCAGCAUACCUCCACAGAAUUAAACAAAACAGAAGUAAGAGAGGGAUGGUCUUUUUAAAUAAUUUUGAUUCCAUUUGCUUUGUAUAUUAGAAGUUCUAAUUCACACAGAACUCUGUACUGUCAGUACUAUCCAUAGCACAUAAUGAUUGUAUGCUAAUAAAUCAGAGAGUCUGACAUGUUUUGUGCUGUGUUCACCACUGAUGCAAAAAUGACUCUACGUGUAGCAGGGCUUUGUAAUAGUCUGUGCAGAUUAGAAAAAUAAAUAGUGGGAAUUUGGCAGGUGUUCCAGGGAUGCUGAAAUGCAAUUCACUGUGUGGUACCAGGCAAAGUAUAAGUAUACUGUUUAACACAUUUAAACCAAAAUGUAGCAACCACUGCUUCUUAAGACUAAAUAAAAUUAUUCCAACACCCUCCCACACAUACCUCUUUUGAUUAUGGAAAAGGUUUAUCAGUUUAUUAACUGAUUUUGUUUUGUUUUUUAAGUUGCUCUAAUCUGUCAAGAAAAGGCAGUAGUGAAAGUUGUAGCUUUUUUUCCCCCUCCACUAGAACAUAUGCCUGACACAAAAAGUUCAGCUGAUCUGCUUGUUAUGUAACAGUAUAACCUGGAUGAUUUAUAUUGAAAUUUAAUGAGUUUAUAGCAUUCUCUUCCCUCUUCAUAUAGUCUACUUGCAAACUUUUAAUACUACUGUAGUUUCCUGAUGAGGAAAAAAUGCCUUUUCAUUCCUCAGUAUUAUGUUGUACUUCUAGUUGUUGGAUUUACAUCAUUUUUGAUAACCCCAUGUUUUAUUUUUUCUUUUAAAACAAUCUUUUUAUAUAUUAAUUCAGAUAAAUAGCAAAUGAGUUUUCAAGUGGCUUCUAUAAUUUUAAGUAAAGUCACAUUUAUCUGGUAUAGUAGAUGUCUAACUCCAUUAAGCUCACAGAAGUCCUUCCUUGUUACAUGGUAUAGGUCCAGUUUCUUCCUGGCUUGAGAGCUUCCUAAACUGCUGAUUGAGGAGAAACCCACUGAGCAGGUUUUACCUUACAAUCUUUCUUUAGCCAUCUAUAUAUGAUGUUAAGAUCAUAAUAUCCAUUUAUUUAUAUUAAUAUACAAUUUUGUAUGAUAUAUACAAAGUACAUUUUAUAUCAUUAACUGAAGUCUUCAAUUAUGUCUUUGUAAUUUUGUAAAUUUUAAAAAUUUGUUUUUGUAUCUUUUUUUGUGUUGAUUGUAGAAAGUGAAAUGCAUAAUUGUGAUGAAGAAUGUUUGCACAAAUUAGAAAAAUAUUUUGCUAUAUUACAGACCUAUAUAUAACAUACUUUUAUCUUUUCACUUAAUAAGGUAGUUUCCCUUUAAAAAAGAACAUGAAAACUUUUUAAUAGCUUUGAAUUGAAAAACCUGACUCCUAAUUGUAUCUUAAAUUAGGGAUAAGUGUAUUGUCUGUGCUACUGUAAUUUUUUGUAGGUAGAGGUAUAGGAAGACAAAGAUAGUAACAACUUGUUCUCUGUAAGCAUUAAUGUAGAAAAUACUAAAUCAAAUUUCAUUAUGUUAUAGGUCUGGAAAUAAAUGCAUUUAUACUUUUGAGUGGGAAGGUCAAUUCUUCCUUUCAGUUUCUACUUUAUAAGAAAGGGCCUGUUAAACUGGCUCUUUUCAUACACUAAUUCCAUAUUGCUUCUGUCUUUAAUGAUAGCUAAUGUCUUUAAAAAUAUGGUCUGAUGUAUUUCACACACAAAAGUAGAAAACUUAAGAGUUUUGCAUCAACAGAAGGGUCUAUAUUGUAUGUGAUGGUUAAUAAAAAUAGCCUUCACUUUUAACUCUGAAUAUUUCAUAACUGACUAGCUUACAAUAAAAUAUAGCACAAGUGUAAUUUUGAAAUUCCACCUUGCUCAUGUUCUUUCCAUAGCGUGAGAGGAUUAUAAAAUGACAAAUUUGGAGUCUUACUAGUUCCUAUUGUGACUGGUAAGGGAAGCAAAUGAUGUGGCAAAAAAAUAUAGACUCUUCUGUGGCUGUGUAAAUCAGGUUUGAUUCCUAAUUGUCAUAUAUAAGUAUGUGAUAUUAAUAAAUGUUAUUCCCUUCACAAAUUAACUUCAUUAUUCUUCCAUUUUCCUUACUAGCUUUUACAUGUGAUGAGUACUUCUGCUGCCAUAUAGACACCAAAUGCAGGGAAAAUGGAACCAAGAGAGGGCAGAGAGGAGGGAAAGAAAUAGUGACAAUUCAAGCAGAAAUGAAAAGGGAAGUGGUAGGUAUAACCAAGGGAAGAACACGUAAGGAAAAGAAGAUAUGGAGAUGUACAACAGCAGUAUUGGAAGGAGAAAAGAUAGGAAGUAAGAAUAACAGUGGAUAUUAUUAAAAGAUCUGAAAACUUUUUUUUUAGUCCAACUUUUUAGUAAAAUGUUAGUAAUAGGAUAUAUUCUGUUUCUUACGAGUUUAUGACAUGGGUUUGUGUUGAAGGUUGAGGUGUAUUCUCUGAUGUAGUGUAGUCCAUAUCCCCUUUCUUAGGAAAUAAAGGAAGAAGCACUGUUUUGAAAACAGUGGAGAUGCCUGUAAAUAACCCUUGUAAUAAAGAAAGGAAAGGAAUUGCUUUGUGUUUGGCUGCUUAGAUCAGAAUUGAUCACAGUCCUCUAAUGACCAAGGCAUUUAGGGGACGUGUCCUGUGUCAUGCAGCAUUCAUGGGCAUCAGAUACUGGAUUUAUACUCUGAAGUCUUGACCCUCAGCAGAUUCUUAACCCACACUAGUACACAUUCCAUAUUCAUUCAUCUAAGUAGCAUUUAUUGCCUUUGCUUUUCCUUCAAGAGUGAGUAAUUGAUUUCCUGGACUAAUGUGCAGGAAUUUUGCGGUGGCAGAAGUUGUCUAUAACCUCUCCAGUAGAUUUUUGUGCCCCUCCAUAUAUGUGGUAGGGUCUUUUUGUUCUUGCUGCAAUUUGAGUCUGGAAAUUUCAGGUGGUCUAGCUGAAUUCCAUUCAGCAGCUAAGAGAAAAGAGGGACAACAAUUCUGGAUCCAUUGUAACUCUGUUAGUGUAGGACCAUAGAAAGUGGCAGGUGCCAGUGGAGUUUAAUGGGCUGCCAAAACAUAUAGUUUUCUGAACCUGCUGUUGAACAAGGAUAUACAAGCUGUACUUCCUCUGCUUCUGCAUUGUUCCUGCUCAGGGCAAGGCUGCUGGACUCAUGGCUCCAUGGCAUAGCUUCAGUUCUGGUUUCUGAGAGCUGAAAAAUGUAGUAUACUUCUGUAUGUGUUGUAUGUAUGGAAUGGGGAAAAGAAUUGUCACAUGUAGAUGAUGCUUUCCCCCUGGCUCAGAAGAUGUAACCCUGAAGCAGGAGAUUCUUUGGUGUUUUACUCCAGUUUUGAGUAGCAUGAUUUUUCUGAGCUUUAUAUCUAGUUUACUUUAUACCAUUACAUAUUUGUGUCCUGAAUUACAAUCAAUGCCAGCUCGUGAUUCAGAAGUUGCAUUGAAGAGGAACUUUGCAGUGCUCACAGUUGAUGCACUACUCUGUCUGUAGUUGAAGAAGUAACAGUGACUCCCUGUAUGUUUGAGUCAGAGAAUCUUUACAUGACGCUUCCUGAGAAUGUUUUUGUGAUAUGCAUAGCUUUUAAUUUCUGACAUGCAGAAUGAUAUUGCUAUGAAGAUGCUGGUUGUGGUGGAUGAUGUGCAGUCUGUCUGCUGCGUAUGUGAUUGUUCCAUUUAAACUGUAUCUUCUGUGCUGAAUUAUUUGACAGCUCUGUAACUAUUACUGAAGGAUGUUUUCUCAGUUUCUGUGUUAGUCAAAAAAGUUGAAAGUAUUUUUGGACAUUUUGA
Phasianus colchicus (ring-necked pheasant) is the source of this 6446-nucleotide messenger RNA. NCBI's taxonomy places the organism in Eukaryota, Metazoa, Chordata, Aves, Galliformes, Phasianidae. The record is from RefSeq and is a predicted model, not a curated record.